AUGCGCAUCGCCAUUCGCGAACAGCUUGUGCUUCUUGUCACCUUAACCGUCCUCGUCGCUCUCGGUGUCGUUGCCCUCCCAACAUGGUUUUUCGUCCAUCGUUUCGUCAUCGAAGUUAGGAAAGAUGCCCUCUCCCUAACCGCCUCCCUCAAGGCCUCCAGAAUCACCUCCGAGCUUGAUCUCGUCCGCUCCAAUUGUCGCACGAUUGCUUCCCGUCUCCUCAUCCAGGCUGGUUUGAAGGAAUGGAGCAACGGCACCCGCACAGAUUGGUCCCAGGCCAGGGAAGAUCUUGCCAUUGCUCUUAGCGCCAGAUCGCAGACGAAUCUGUUGCAGGCCAAGAUUUACACUCGAGAUGGCUCCGGUGACGAGGGGGGCAUUGUAAACGUGACUGGCAUUAACAGCCCUAGCAUCGAGCUCCCCUUCGGGAAUCCCAGCGGCGGGCCUGUUUAUCUAGGUGACGAUAGUAUCUUCGGCUUCCCACCUCAGCUCUAUCCCAAUAUCACCUACGUGAACCUCAACACGACGAACCCGAGCAAUAACCUUACCGAAUUCGACGCCUUUGCCUUCGGGUCUGUGGACCUGACUCAACCCUCUGGCUUGCUUCUCGGGCCCCUAUCCGUCAACGAAUCCUUUGCCCUCAUGUCCCUCACUCUCCCCAUCCGAGAUAACAACCAACUCUCCUUUCCCAUCGGCUUUCUCACUAUAGUCGCCUCGGCUGUUACUCUUGUCAAUAUCGUUCAGUCGCGUGAAGGCCUAGGGACUACUGGCAUAGUUCUUUUAGUCGGCCCCGACGAGCCCGCGAACCGCUUCAACCAGACGGUGGCGCAGGCAGAUAUGCCGCAGGCAGACCCAGACGCCAUCGGCGACAAGAACCUUUUCAAGAAUGUCCUUGUCCACUAUCUUCUGCCCGCCUCCAGCUUACCUGAUCAAGAGGAUCGCCAUCCCACCAGGACCUAUGCGAAGCGCACCAGUGAAUCAAAUUUCCCUCUCAAGGACUACCCCGCCGCUUUGCGCUCAUGGACUGAACGCAUCGUCUCCGUCAACAAUGCCAGCGCCAUGCUCUCGACGACGAAUGAAGAACACGCGAGCGUUGCUGUCGGAUUCGCCCGCACCAACAGCACUCUUGCCAACUGGACGAUCCUGGUCGAGCAGACGAGGAAGGAGGCAUAUGGCCCUAUUAUGACUUUGCGCAAGAUUCUCUUAGGCUGUGUCUUCGGAACUGCUGGCGUCAUUUUCGCUCUCACUUAUCCCUGUGCGCAUAUCGGUGUCAUGCCGAUCCGGAGGCUCAAGGCUGCGACGGAGAAGACGGUAUCCCCCCCAGGAUACGAUGACGACUACUUUUCUCCUAGUUAUGGAGGCGGUAAUGGCGAGACACCUGGGUCCGGCCAGCACUCCCAGAGUUCCCAGGGCUCUAUUAAGGGCUGGUUCUGGAAGAUGCUGACCUGGAUGGGCUACAAGCCUACGCCGCCCUCAAAGAAAAAGCCCGAGGAUUCCCUCGAUUCUUCACGACGCGUUUUCAAGAUUCCCGGCAAGGUUGUGGACCGGAAGCACUUCAUUACUGACGAGCUGACGGAGCUGACAACCACCUUCAAUGACAUGAGCGAUGAGCUUUUGAAACAAUACACCCUGCUGGAUGAAAAAGUGGCGGCGCGGACACGGGAGCUCGAGGUUAGCAAGAAGGCAGCCGAGGCGGCGAACGAGAGUAAGACGCUCUUCAUUGCAAACAUUUCUCACGAGCUGAAGACUCCAUUAAACGGAAUCUUGGGCAUGUGUGCCGUUUGCAUGGAAGAAGAUGAUCUCGGCAAGAUUAAGCAGUCGCUGAGGACCCUCUAUAAGUCAGGCGACCUCUUAUUGCACCUGCUGGAAGAUCUUCUCAGCUUUUCCAAGAACCAAAUCGGCCAGCAAUUGAGUCUUGAACAGAGAGAGUUCAAACUCGCCGAUAUCCGCUCGCAGAUACUGAUCAUUUUCGACAAGCAAGUCCGCGAGGGCAACGUCAACUUUUCGGUCAACUUCCUCAGCACCGACAGUAUCGAUUUGGAAAACGCAGGCACGGAACCAAAAUUGCCCGCCAUCGGUCCCCAGGGAACGGGCAAGCUGAAGGACAUGUGUCUAUGGGGUGACCAGCACCGUAUCCUGCAGGUCUUGAUCAAUCUUGUUAGCAACAGUCUAAAGUUCACGCCGAAGGGAGGCAAGGUUCAGGUCCGAAUUAAGUGCCUGGGUGAUGUGGAAGAAAUCCCCUCAGGGCCGGGCGGCCAUGGAGCAAGCCGGUCGUCAUCCACGUCUAAGAACUCUGGUAGGGGCCGCAGCAGGAUAGGAUCUACGUCGACUCGUUCAGCGAGCUCGCGCGGACAGGGGCAGGGGCAGGGACAGGGCGGAUACGUAACCCCUGAGCAGAUGAAAGGCACUGCUCUCUCCAUCAACCCAAUGGAACCGAAGCAGUCCUCGCAGGUGUAUAUUCGAGGCCGGUCGCCCACGCCUCCCCCGGCCAACGCCAAGUCGUACCUGUUCGAAUUCGAGGUAGAAGACUCUGGUCCGGGCAUCCAGCCAGAGAUGCAACAGCGCGUGUUCGAGCCUUUUAUGCAAGGCGACCCUGGCCUCAGCAAAAAAUUUGGCGGUACCGGCCUCGGGCUGAGCAUCUGUCAACAGCUCGCGACAAUCAUGGGUGGCAACAUUACGCUAACGAGCACUAUCGGAGUUGGGUCUACUUUCACGAUGAGAAUCCCCUUAAAGUUUGUGAGGGAUAGGUCGUCGAGUACAGCGUCCAGCAGCAUCAAAUCCUGCUCUGCCAGUAUUGACGGGAUCGAAACGGAACCAGCGUGCAACUCGGUCGCCAAAACGAACGGGGAAGGCAAGUCAACGCCUGUGCUCGAUACGCAGCCAAGACUAGUUGGAUUACGACAGCCGUUCUUCACAUCCACGCCGACCCCGUCGCCUCCACCACCGCCUCAGACGACGGAAGCCAAGAUGGCGCGGGUUGAGACGGCGCUGGCGCGUAAGACAAAAUUCGGAGGGGGGAAGCUCAGGGUGCUCGUGGCGGACGACAACUCGACUAAUAUCGAAGUCGUGAGCAGGAUGCUGAAACUCGAGGAUAUCUACGACGUGACGAUUGCCAAGGACGGCCAAGAGGCAUUUGACAGGGUGAAAGAUGCGAUGGCGGACGAUCGGCCCUUUGAUGUUAUCUUCAUGGACGUGCAGAUGCCAAACCUGGAUGGGCUGCAGAGUACGAGAAAGAUUCGCCAGAUAGGCUACAAGUCACCGAUCGUGGCCCUCACGGCCUUCUCGGAGGAGAGCAAUGUCAGGGAAUGCAUUGAAUCCGGCAUGGACGAGUUCCUCAGCAAGCCCAUCCGGAGACCGGCACUCAAGCAGGUGCUGAAAAAGUUUUCUACCAUCCCCGAAGAGCCCGAGUCGGCAGCGACGACGCCUGGGGAGACGACGGCAGGGAGCUCUGUCAUGUUGGGCGGAUUGUCGUCACCGCCAGUUGUUAACGGUAACCUCGGCGGCGAGAAAGACGGGUUUGAAGUUGUCGAGGACACGACUACGGACAGCACGGAAACGCCGCCAAGUUCCAUUAGCCGAUGA
Scedosporium apiospermum is the source of this 3579-nucleotide messenger RNA. RefSeq names its product Two-component system protein B. Lineage: Eukaryota; Fungi; Ascomycota; Sordariomycetes; Microascales; Microascaceae. Gene Ontology annotation, molecular function: phosphorelay sensor kinase activity; histidine phosphotransfer kinase activity. Bases 1 to 3579 code for a protein of 1192 amino acids. The transcript has 2 exons. The record is from RefSeq and is a predicted model, not a curated record. Gene Ontology annotation, biological process: protein autophosphorylation; phosphorelay signal transduction system.